UCUCACAUCAACUAAAUCGUUUUAAGUUUCCCUCCGAUUCAUCAAUCGCUCGUAAUUUGGGUUUUGAGAGAGAGAGAGAGAGAGAGAGAGCGCAUCCAUAAUGAGCGUAGAGGUGUUGGAUAGCUCGACGAUUGUCAACUUUUUGGAGGAUGAAGAGGCCUUCAGCAUCUUCAUCCAAGACCGUUUCGCACACCUCGACACGGACUGCAAUGGGCUGCUCUCCUAUGCAGAGAUGCUUGAGGAGCUGCGCGCCCUCCGGGUGUUUGAGACCCACUUUGGGAUCGAUGUGAAGCCCGACCCUGAGGAGCUCUCCCAGGUGUACGGUUCCUUGUUUGUCCAGUUCGAUCAUGACUCCAAUGGGUCGGUGGACCUCGAGGAGUUCACGGCCGAGACCAAGAGGAUGAUGCUGGCUAUGGCUAGUGGCCUCGGGUUCCUGCCGGUUCAGAUGGUCCUCGAAGAGGAUAGCUUGCUCAAAAAGGCUGUUGAGAGAGAGCUGGCCAAAAGUAAUCUCAUCCUUGCUUGAAGUUCAUGUCCUCGAGGAUUCCUAGGUUGAGAUCAUCGUUCGAACUAUUUCAGUGAUUAGAUAUCGUUCUUGCAUUUUUUCUUUAUACUCAUUUGGUCGUUUCGUGCAAGUGUAACCCAACUGAAUGAUAAAAGGUGAAUAAAGGCAUCGAUUGUGAUA
Messenger RNA from Punica granatum (pomegranate), 682 nucleotides. The record is from RefSeq and is a predicted model, not a curated record. NCBI's taxonomy places the organism in Eukaryota, Viridiplantae, Streptophyta, Magnoliopsida, Myrtales, Lythraceae.